This is a messenger RNA of Lachnellula hyalina, 2238 nucleotides long. RefSeq lists its product as uncharacterized. Gene Ontology annotation, molecular function: protein binding. The record is from RefSeq and is a predicted model, not a curated record. Lineage: Eukaryota; Fungi; Ascomycota; Leotiomycetes; Helotiales; Lachnaceae. Bases 1 to 2238 code for a protein of 745 amino acids. The transcript has 4 exons.
AUGUCUUCGACCUUAGAUCCCGAAGAUGACUAUUACGAUCAGCUCGCAGACGUUCUUAAGACUCAAAGGACCGCGACGCAAAAUGCAUUUCGACGCAAAGGAGAACGACCCAACGAUUUCCCGCCUCGUACACAGGUUGUGAAUGAAUUUAUGAUGGCUGCUUUGAGCAACAAAAUGAGAAAGGAUAUGAUGCAGACAACCGUAAUUGGCAGUCCCUAUGCGCCAUCUGUGACCUCUUUCAAGGACCUCAAAAAGGUCAUGCUCAAGGACUUGGCAGUUGAAACCAACCAUCGAGGCUCCUAUCUACUUCUGCGAUUCAUUUGUCCAGCUAUGCGGAUGACCGCAGUCAUGAACAUCGCUGAGGAUGAAGCUGGAACUGUCAUGCCGUUCGCUUUGUAUUUUCAAGAUCCCGAAAGCAUCAGAGCAGCUGAGAGUAUUCUCAAGGAGAAAGGUGUUAUAAUACUGAAGGAGCCAUACUUCAAGGUGGGAACAAACGGACAGUACGCUGUCCGGGUUGAUCAGCCUACAGACAUCAUCUGGCUCUCCGAAGAUGACCCCAGAGUUCCAACGAAAUGGAGAACUACAAGUGCUAGUGCCCAAAAUACCGCCGAGUACUGGAAGAAAAAGGGAAACAACCUAGUAAGCGCUGGUAAAUUAUUCGAUGCGAUUGAAAUGUAUCUGAGAGCUCUUCGGUCCUCUCCAAAUCAGGAAGAAGAAGAGAUAUUACACAACAACAAAGCUCUCGCAAACCUUCGGAUCGAAGCUUUCGAUUCUGCCUUAGACGAUGUGUCUUUCAUAGCGAAUCCUCAGGACAGAUCGGAGAAAGGACUCUAUCGCGGCGGGCUUGCACUUUAUGGUCUAAGGAGGUUCAAGGAAGCACUUGAAAUGAUGCAAAUACUCGUUCGCAAAUAUCCCGAGAGCGCGCCCGGCAAAUCCGAGCUCCAUCGUACUCGUCUUCGAGUCGCAGAACAAGAGAGUGGAAUAUACGACUUCAAAGCAUUAUACAAAGCAACAAAGCUCAGGCCGCCUCUAAUGGACAAUGCAAGCUAUAGCGGUCCAAUAGAAGUGCAAAGCUCGCCAGGGCGGGGGAGAGGAGUAUUUACCACGAAACCGGUGAAGGCUGGCGAGCUUCUCCUUUGCGAGAAAGCAUUUUCUUACUGUUUUGCCGCGCCACCCAAGGAGAUGGAGAGGGCUCUCUCGAAGGGAAUAUCUCAUAUAUCUGUUUUGAUAGAUGUGCCGGGUAACAGAACUACUGUUGGCACACAUGCAGAUCUCAUCCGUGACGUCUCAAACAAGUUGGCUCGUAAUCCUACGCUUGGUUCAUCUUUCGGAGAUCUCGCUCAUGGCAAAUACCAAGGCGUGGCGUGUGCUUCAGUUGACGGAUCACCAGUGGUGGAUACAUUUCUUGUAGCAGACACAAUUCACAUCAAUUGCUUUGGCUGUCCAUUGACUUCAAGGGAUAUGCUCGAUGAUCCGGAGCUGUAUCGAGCCAGCAAAUACAAAGUCGUCAAGCAACACAAAACCUCGAAGCUUCAAACGACAGGAAUUUGGACUUUAGCCUCGUAUAUCAAUCAUUCUUGCAAUCCAACGACUGAGCGUAGCUUCAUAGGUGAUCUACAGAUCGUCCGAGCAGCUAGAGACAUGCGAGAAAAUACAGAACUAAGUUAUGAAUACAUCAAGCGUGUGGAGGAAAUGGACAAAAAGCUUUCCAAUGGCUGGGGAUUCCUAUGCGAUUGUGCUCUGUGCGUGGAUGAACGCGAAAGUUCCAGUUCUCUCAAAGUUCAAAGACGCAAGCUUAUAAAAGACUUUUCCGCCCCGAACACAAGCAACAAGAAAAAGAAGGAAAUCAUCAAGGAAUUCAACAAGACGUUCCAGCAUCCAUCAUCUGAAGUCCCAAGGAUUGAGCUGUGGGAUCUGCAUUUCUCUCUUGUCAAAGACCUCGCUAAGCGCGGAGAGGGAGAGAAAGUCGUCGAGCAGGUAAUAGCCGCUUUCCACAGCAUAGGUUUCCUUCUUAAAGGGGGCCAAGUGUUGCCUUCUCGGCCCUCAACAAUCGUGGUGAAGAGAUGGGGCUACCCCCAUCAGGGAGCUACGUCGGCUUGGCUAACACUUCGGAAUGUUUACUUGUCCUAUGGGAUGGAUGAGCUUGCUGAGCAGGCGAAGGAAUUUGCUAGGAUCACAUGGAUGUUGCAGGUAGGCGAGGAUACUACCUUCGUCUAUGACAAUCCGCCAAAGGAAUAG